This is a messenger RNA of Dendronephthya gigantea, 425 nucleotides long. RefSeq lists its product as uncharacterized. NCBI's taxonomy places the organism in Eukaryota, Metazoa, Cnidaria, Anthozoa, Malacalcyonacea, Nephtheidae. The record is from RefSeq and is a predicted model, not a curated record. The transcript has 2 exons. The coding region runs from base 22 to 402 and encodes 126 amino acids.
UCGUAUUGCUGUUUUAUAAAGAUGUCGUUUAAUCGUGAAUACGCUCAUCGCCCGCCAAUUCCCACAGCAGAACAGAUAAUGGAGGAUUUCAAUUUGGCAAAGGGCAGAGAAUUCACAGAUCCAGUAUUCAAUCUGUCAAAGGAUGAAAUCAGUAUUCGUGGAAAUGACGAUAAGGAUGAUGACAAAGAUUUAUCACCGGGCACAAAACAAAAGAAAGGGGAACAGCUGAAAGAAAUCGAUGACACAUAUAACAAAGUUGAGGAAUUCCUGGAACAGAACAAAGAUUUGAGAAAAUCAAUCAUCAAGAUGAAUGAACUCUCUCAAGAGCUUCAUGCAAAGAAGGAGAACCUUACACUGCUUAUUUCAAAUAUAAGUGAAAAUAUGCAAGAAAAGGAAAUAUAGAAUUGACUUUAUGGGACAGAAAU